AUGGUCAUAUGCUCCUCAAACAGAAAGUCCGGGACCCCAAAAGUUUGGCCCAAGGUUCAACAAGAAACAUGGGUUCAAUUCGACCAGAUAAACCAUACGUUGGUCAACCUGGAGGGACUCGCAGACAACUCCCUGCUGUUAACCGUCAGUUUCGAUUCCCCAAAGUCUAGGAUGAAAGGAACUGGUCCUGGCUCUGGCCCUGACUCCGGCUUGGAUUGGUGUUCUGCAGAUGACCUGGAAUACUUCAGCACAAAGCUCAGGAUCCGUCACCAGACAUACGGUUGGGACCAAGGUGCCCAGAGCAACGGAGGCCCACUCUACGAAUACCUCACCAAGGGUCUGGACGGCGAACAAAUCCUCCAACUGCGCCUACCCAGUGAUCGUAUUGAAGGCUGGCAGACCGUCUCCCUGAUUCUUCUCACCUAUCGCAAAAUCAACCCAGCAAUAUGGCACCGGGUGAGGUCCAGAUUGCAUAAUUCUGAGGUCGCAGGUUUAGAUUGGUCUAAAAUUGAGGAUGAACUGGGGUCGAAGCACGUGUGGGCGUUCGCGAAUGUGAAGGCUCCGGCAAGGACACCCCGUUUAGAUGGAUCUGACGCGGAAACGAACGUUUCAAACCUGGCGGCUCGCUUUGGCCUGGAGGACAAGCCCACAGCUAGAGGAUUCGCCGCGGCGGAUAUUUCCAAGGCUCCGGGUCGGAAGCACAAGGAUUUGGAUUCGAGUGAUUUGGGGUUCAAAAGUCUCUAA
This is a messenger RNA of Penicillium verhagenii, 744 nucleotides long. RefSeq lists its product as uncharacterized. The coding region runs from base 1 to 744 and encodes 247 amino acids. The transcript has a single exon. The record is from RefSeq and is a predicted model, not a curated record. Lineage: Eukaryota; Fungi; Ascomycota; Eurotiomycetes; Eurotiales; Aspergillaceae.